ACGAGCGAAUCCGGAUUUUAUUGUAUUAGUCAUCGUUUAGUUUUGUUUUGCAAUACUUUGAUAUCAUAUAAAUCCAACCUCAUAUUAGCCUGUCGUUAUCCAUUAAAAUACUAUGAAUUUCUUCAGGAAAGAGCCCACUGUUAAAGAACAGCAGAGACAGAAUGACCGGGAACUCCGCAAAGCUACAAGAGAGCUCGAUAGGGAUAAGGCCACACUAGAGAGAGAAGAAAAGAAACUGGAAAUGGAGAUUAAAAAAAUGGCAAAAGAAGGAAACAACGAAGGUUGUAAAAUACUAGCAAAGCAGCUGGUUCAGUUGCGGAAACAGAAGACGAGAAUAUAUGCGGCCAACAGCAAGAUUUCCAAUGUCCAAAUGACGAACAAGACCAUGGGCGCCAACAUAGCAAUAGCCGGGGCCAUGGGUACCACAGCCAAGACCAUGGGCAGCAUAAACAAGGUCAUGAACCCACACCAGAUUGCCAAGGACAUGGAAGCAUUCAAACAGGCCAAUGCCAGGCUAGAUAUGACAGAUGAAAUGAUCAAUGACACACUUGACGACAUAAUGGACGAGUCCGGAGACGAAGAGGAGACUGAGGGUGUUGUCAACAAGGUCCUUGACGAAAUAGGCAUCGAGAUCAGUGGAAAGAUGGCAGACGCCCCAUCGGUGAGCCGCGGCAAGCUGGGCGAGACCACGGCCGACAAAGACAUUAUGGCGCAGCUCGCCAAACUCAAGUCUUAGGGAGGACUUUAUUGGCAACAUUCAAGGAGAAUACUUCACGAUUCAUCGCCUUCUUAUUUCUCAGAUUAUCGGUCUCAACGCGUACGCUAACGCAAACUUCGGAAAUCGAAGUUUCGUCUGUUUACUUCUCUGUCACUUUACAUGUUUGGGCGACAAAGAAAGACAUAGACACAGCUUUGGAUUUGGAUGUUCGUGG
Cydia amplana is the source of this 932-nucleotide messenger RNA. It is a transcript of the gene CHMP2B, whose product is annotated as charged multivesicular body protein 2b-B. Lineage: Eukaryota; Metazoa; Arthropoda; Insecta; Lepidoptera; Tortricidae. The coding region runs from base 113 to 736 and encodes 207 amino acids. The transcript has 6 exons. Gene Ontology annotation, cellular component: multivesicular body; ESCRT III complex. Gene Ontology annotation, biological process: protein transport; late endosome to vacuole transport; endosome transport via multivesicular body sorting pathway. The record is from RefSeq and is a predicted model, not a curated record.